This is a messenger RNA of Neurospora crassa OR74A, 898 nucleotides long. RefSeq lists its product as hypothetical. The record is from RefSeq and is a predicted model, not a curated record. The transcript has a single exon. NCBI's taxonomy places the organism in Eukaryota, Fungi, Ascomycota, Sordariomycetes, Sordariales, Sordariaceae. Bases 44 to 355 code for a protein of 103 amino acids.
ACAUUCGAGGCCUUACAUAUAUCAAAAAAGUUCGGAGGUGGGCAUGGUAAAAAUCUUCUUUUCUAUUUCUUCUUUCCUUUUCUUCUUACCCACCAGGGUUUGGUGCGUUUACAGGAUUGGGGUUCAUGAGGUCGGAAAAAUCAAGAUGAGGCUGCUUUGCAUUUUUGCGGAAAAAAGGGGGCUCGAUUGCUGUUUUAUUCUUCUUGUGUGUCGUUUCUUACGUUCAACACCACACUCUGGGUUGCACGUCGAGUCAUUCAUCGCUGCAUGUCAAGGGGUGGCCCCAAGACUUGCCUCCUGUCGAUACUCGGCGAACACCUGGACAGCGUUUACGUUGUCUUUCUGUUUACCUUAACUAUGGACUUAGAUGGUGGCUGUUUUCUUUAACUUUGGUGUUUUUUUUCUUCUUUUUUUUUUCUUUUUUUUUCUUCAUUUUCUUCUCGAAGACCGGCAUCUGGUUGUAGAGUGGGAAGACUUGCAAUCACGUUCAAAACGGUAGACGGGUUCGCUUGGGGUUAAACUGGUCCUCGUGCCAGUAGGGAUGGAUUUGUUACCCGCGGAAUACCCUCAUGAUUUACGAGCAUUGCGGGCAUGUGGGAGUGGAAAAGAAUGGGAUGAUGGGAGGAAGCAAAAGACGAUUAAAACCGGGCAUUGUGAGUGUCAUCUCGCAAUUGACGGCGCCGUUCAGCAGCAGCUGGAUCGAGAUAUCAGGGUACUUGACCAUGGUUCAAGAAGUUCGGGGAUCACAUGAUAUCGGACAGCAUCUGCCGACGAAAUCGAGUAGUAGAGUGCAUUGCAAUGAUGAGCUGACAGCAUUGACGAGCACAUUGAAGGCACCUCUUACUGCCAGUCUUACAAUGCUCUGAUGAAUAAAUAAACCUAAAAGUUUUCGAUGAAC